Trypanosoma grayi is the source of this 1125-nucleotide messenger RNA. Its product is annotated as putative protein phosphatase 1 catalitic subunit. The record is from RefSeq and is a predicted model, not a curated record. Lineage: Eukaryota; Euglenozoa; Kinetoplastea; Trypanosomatida; Trypanosomatidae. The transcript has a single exon. Gene Ontology annotation, cellular component: cytoplasm; nucleus. Gene Ontology annotation, molecular function: protein serine/threonine phosphatase activity. Bases 1 to 1125 code for a protein of 374 amino acids.
AUGAGGCGGUGCCACGAGAAAAAAGAGUCCGACUCCACGUUGGAUCUUGCGACCUGUACACUAAGCACAUUGCCCACCGACACACUUUCGCUACAUGAGAAACACGAUGUUCUCUACCGGCUCCUUGAACUAUUGCCCGAAAAAUAUAUGUCUUUAAGCCCUAACGAGCAGAGUCUCCCUGAGGAACUUAUCGUACGCAUUAUUAGAGAAGCACGUUCUAUAAUUGCGAGUGAACCGAUUGUUGUAAAUGUUGAGUCGCCUGUGUGUGUCUGUGGUGAUAUACACGGACAGUACUACGAUCUUGUCAACAUCUUUGGUCAACGCCCACCUUUAGGUGGGAGGGCCUUUGGGAGAGCCAAGCGCCAACCAACUCUGCAGAGACACAAGCGACAUCGCAGUGAUAGUGUAGAGUCAUCUAACUCACAUUUGCACGAAGUGAAGGAUGAAGAUGAUACGUCGUACGGAUACCUUUUUUUGGGUGAUUACGUUGAUCGUGGUAGCCGUUCUAUCGAGGUUGUGGUUACACUGCUGGCGCUGAAAAUCAUAGAACCAUCAAAAAUAACUCUUUUGCGUGGAAAUCACGAAGAUGAAAGAAUCAUGUUUCUCUACGGUUUCUUUGAUGAGUGUAAAAGACGCUAUGGAGUGAAGCUUUUCCGUGACUUUGCGGAUGUUUUUCGCGUGUUGCCUGUUGCUGCAGUCAUUAAUGGAACUAUUUUCUGUAUGCAUGGCGGACUUUCUCAGGAGUUGAAGUAUGUGAAGGACGUCCCGGAUGUGCGUCCAUGCGAUAUUCCACAUAGUGGCAUUAUCUCCGAUUUGCUCUGGGCUGAUCCAGAGCCUGAUCUCCCGUCAACUGUUGACUGGGCACCUAGUUCGCGCCGAAUAUCCUUUGUAUUCUCUGCUCGUGCGCUGGAGAAAUUCCUGAAGGACAAUGACUUGGACAUGAUAUGCCGGGCACACCAGGUGGUUGAGAGGGGCUUCCUGUUUUUUCCCAGUAACAAGAAACGUCAGUUACUCACCAUAUUUUCUGCAACGAAUUACUGUAACGAAUUUCAGAAUUCUGGUGGGGUGCUGUGUGUGGACAAAGAAGGUGUGUGUAGCCUCUUGAUACUGGAUCCUCCUAGUUAA